AUAAGAACCUCCAAGUCUUCAACUUUCUCCCAAUCCCAGACACCUCGAAGGGGCUCCAAGGAGGGAUCGGGAGGGAAUUUUUUUUGGUUGGCUUUUUUUUUUUCCUCUUGGAUCCUGAUGCCAUCCCCCCUCCCCCCAAAGUGAGGUCCUCCCUCCCUCCCUCCCUCCUCCUCCUCCUUCUCCUCGCAGGCCAGCGAAGCAGCCGAUCAAGGGGGAGCUGGCGGGUUAGGUGCCCCCCUCUUCUCCCUGCCCUCCCCCCCCUCCCGGCCCGCUUCUCGCGUCUCCCCCCAGAGAUGAUGCAGCAGGACGAGUCAAACUCGCCAGUCUCCCCCGCCGACGACAGCUUGAGCAACAGCGAAGAGGAGCCGGACCGGCAGCAGCUGCCCAACAACAAGAGAGGGGGGCGCAAGCGGCGCUCCAGCCGUCGCAGCGCCGGCGGCGCCGUCGGGGCCGCGGACGAGCCCUGCAGCCCGGCCCAAGGCAAGCGGGGCAAGAAGUGCGGGGCGGGUGGAGGCGGCGGCGGCGGCAGCAGCAGCGGCGGCGGCAGCCCCCAGUCUUACGAGGAGCUGCAGACCCAGCGUGUCAUGGCCAACGUGCGGGAGCGGCAGCGCACGCAGUCGCUGAACGAAGCCUUCGCCGCCCUGCGGAAGAUCAUCCCCACGCUGCCCUCGGACAAGCUGAGCAAGAUCCAGACCCUCAAGCUGGCGGCCAGGUACAUCGACUUCCUCUACCAGGUCUUACAGAGCGACGAGCUGGACUCCAAGAUGGCAAGCUGCAGCUAUGUGGCCCACGAGCGGCUCAGCUACGCCUUCUCGGUGUGGAGAAUGGAGGGCGCCUGGUCCAUGUCCGCAUCCCACUAGCAGGCGGCGUCCCCCACCCGCAUCCCCCCGGAAGGAGACCUAGAUGACAUUGUUCCCACAGAAGGAGAAAAUGGACAAUCUAGAGACUCUGAAGUUGGAUACGAUUCUUAUGGUCUUGUCUUAAAAAAAAAAAAAAGAAAAAAAAAAAGAAGUACCAAGGAUUUCUUGGAAAUUAGAAGAACAAUAUCCAAAUUCAAAGCAGGGCGCGGGGAGCACUUAAGGAAAGAGAAAGAGAAAGAGACAAGGGCUUUGGACAGUGACUACACUUUGGGCGUCGGUACAAUCCACACAUCUCUGCAUUCUGAUAGAAGUCUGAAUCGUUCAUUUUUUAUUUUUUUUUUUAAUUUUGACGAAGAAUGUUGGAAUUUAACUUUUUUUUAUUUGUUUUUUUUGGUUUUUUUGGUUUUUUUUUUUGUUUUUGCAUGCAUUCCCUAGAGGUCGUGCCUGUGAGCCACUGAUGAAAGAAAAUACGUUAUUGUGGACUUUCUUCAUUCUUGAAUGAAACCAAUCAACCAACCAAAAAUAUCCCUGUAGAGAUGAAAACCUUUUUUUUUUUUUUUCCCCCUUUUUUUUUUUUUUUUUGUGGGGGGAAUAAGCUGGGCUCGAGCUGUUAUAUACCCGGUUCCUAACUUUUUUAUUAUUAUUAUUUUUCUUCUGAGAAAAAAAAUAAACAUUUUAUUUAUUUAUUGAUGACCCAUGUUAAAAUGCAAAUAGAUCCGGUGUCUAAAUGCAUUCCUAUUUUUAUGAUUGUUUUGUAAAUAUCAUUGUAUAUUAUUUUUCUGCAAUAAAUAAAUAUGAUUGAAAUUUUAA
Strigops habroptila (Kakapo) is the source of this 1670-nucleotide messenger RNA. RefSeq names its product twist family bHLH transcription factor 1 (gene TWIST1). NCBI's taxonomy places the organism in Eukaryota, Metazoa, Chordata, Aves, Psittaciformes, Psittacidae. The record is from RefSeq and is a predicted model, not a curated record. Gene Ontology annotation, biological process: developmental process; regulation of transcription by RNA polymerase II. The transcript has 2 exons. Bases 294 to 860 code for a protein of 188 amino acids. Gene Ontology annotation, molecular function: RNA polymerase II transcription regulatory region sequence-specific DNA binding; DNA-binding transcription factor activity, RNA polymerase II-specific; protein dimerization activity.